Molecule: messenger RNA, 804 nt
Organism: Symbiodinium sp. CCMP2456
Lineage: Eukaryota; Dinophyceae; Suessiales; Symbiodiniaceae
Source: the annotation of a GenBank genome assembly
AUGUCUGUGCUUGGAAAAGCCGCACAGGAGCGGAGGCCCUUGACAGCAGGGCUGCUUCAUGAUUGGGUCAAUGUUGCAGCGCUGACGGCGAUCUUUGCCCUGAGUGCGGCUGCCCUCGAGUCUGGCGAGGAGUCCUCACUCCACACGAUCGUCAUCGCCGUGACCGCGGCCUACUUGGUCUCCGACGCUCUCUGGAUCGCGCUGCAACCGGACAUGGUCAAGACGCCCGUCAGCGUAAUUCUGCAUCACUUGGUGACUCUCAUCGUCAUCGUAGAGCCAAUGUUUUAUGAAAGCCAUCGCGUAAACGCGAGCCGGGCUUUACUCGUGGAGAUCAACACCGUCUUGCUGACCCUACGCAGACUCUUGGGACGUCCUGCCUGGUGCGAGCUGGGCUUUUACCUAACGUGGGCUGUGAUACGUCUCAUCUGGUUUCCGGCUCUCGGUACCGCACUCUUGGCCAGCACGUUUGGAUGGACAUCUCCGCUCGCGGCGCUUCCACCACCGCUGACAGCGCUUGUGGUCGAGGUGAGGCCACCAGCGAUAAGGAGCUACGCAAGCCUUUCUUUCGCUGCCGUGGUUAUGCUGCAGUUCUACUGGACCUGUGCGAUGGGUCGUGGGAUGUGCAAGUCUGGAGCCAACAAAGAAAGCAGGAAAGAGCGGAGCCUCGAAUCAGAGCCGUCUGCUCCGGCGAACCUCAGGUAUCUUGCCCUGUCUUUGCUUUCUACCGGCUUGAUUGCUGGAAGCCUGUUGUAUUGGAUGUUGCCUGGUACUCUGUCUGAAGGACAAGUCCACAGCGACUUGUAA